AUGGACUUGAACAACGAGCGUGAACAAAACAGAAAAAAAAUGGACGAUGAAGAAGCGCCAAUGAUUUAUGGUGUCGAAUUUCAGGCUCGUUCUUUAUGUGCUGUCGCACCCACGGAGGAUGAUACAAUUCGUUUUUUAGUGGGUACACAAUCAUUAAGAUUUAAUAAUCAAGUACAUUAUCUUGAAUAUGAUGAAGAAAAUCAAUCAUUAUCAAAAUCGAUUUAUUCUCAUCGUGCUGGAGAAAUAUGGAAAUUACAAGCUGCACCAACAGAUAAAAAUAUUUUUGCUACAAUCUAUAAUAAUGUUCAAGACACAUCUGUCGUUCAAAAAUGUUCAGUUUGGGAAAUACCGCAACAAACAAGUGCAGGUGGAACAACAAUAGAUGAUUCUCAAAUUCAUCAACCACUACAGAAACGUUUCGAUCUUCAAAUACCAAAUGCAACACCGACAAAUGUCGUUGAUGUAGCCUGGGAACCAAAUAAUUCAUCUGGAGAUCGAAUGGCUACAAUUAAUGAAACAAAUUUAACCAUAUGGAAUAUUCAACAGGACGCGCCAGAAAUUGUAUCUACCGGAACAGUGGACAGUAAAAGUUCGUUAAAAUUUUAUUGUUGUCGUUGGAAUCCUCAUCAAGGUACUCAACAAAUAUCGACAUCAAUUGGUCCAAAUAUUCGUGGUUGGGAUUUAAGAACAAUGAAAGUUAGUUAUCAAAUUGAUUCAGCUCAUCCUCCAUUUGUACGUGAUAUUGACUAUAAUCCAAAUCGUCAAUAUUAUAUAAUGACAUGUGGAGAUGAUUGUAAAGUGAAAUUUUGGGAUUUAAGGAAGACAACCGAAUGUUUAAAAGUUCUUAAUGAACAUUCACACUGGGUUUGGUCAGCUCGCUAUAAUCACUUUCAUGAUCAAUUAAUCGUUACAUCAAGUAGUGAUACACGUGUCAUGCUAUUUAAUAUUUCAAGUUUAUCAUCUGAACCUUAUGGAAGUUUAGCAUCAUCAAAUGACGUACAAGAUGAAAGCGACGCAAAAGACACGCAAAUAGUACCAACAGAUGAUGAAAAAGAAGAUGAUCGAUUAUUGAAAAUUUAUGAAGAACAUGAAGAAAGUGUAUAUUUAGCUGAGUGGUCAUCGAAUGAUCCAUGGCUAUUAGCAUCACUAAGCUAUGAUGGACGUUUAAUAUUAAAUCGUGUACCAAAAAAUGAAAAAUUCAAAAUAUUACUAAGAUGUCCAACUUAA
Didymodactylos carnosus is the source of this 1227-nucleotide messenger RNA. NCBI's taxonomy places the organism in Eukaryota, Metazoa, Rotifera, Eurotatoria, Philodinida, Philodinidae. The record is from the annotation of a GenBank genome assembly.